UCAUCACAUAUCAAAAAUUAAAUAUCUUUCAAUGGAAGGAGCAACCACCCACUACGCAAUCUGCAUUUUGAGACCAGACGGAGAUUCUGGAGUUAAGGGAGUAGUCAAAUUUGUUCAACCAGAAGGUGGAAAGACUAGAGUUGUGGCUGAAAUCACUGGACUCACCGAAGGAGACCACGGAUUCCAUGUUCACGAGUUUGGAAAUCUAAUCAAUGGAUGUGUCUCAGCAGGAGCUCACUUCAACCCUGCAGGCAAGAACCAUGGAGGCCCAGAUAGUGAAGAAAGGCACGUUGGUGACAUGGGAAAUGCCACUGCAGGAGCUGAUGGAGUUGCCAAGAUUGAUUACGAAGAUGCCCAGAUCCAAUUAACAGGUGAACACUCAAUCAUUGGAAGAUCUGUGGUCACACACGCAGAUCCAGACGAUCUUGGACUUGGAGGAUUUGAUGAUUCCUUGAAAACAGGUCAUGCUGGAGCUAGAGUUGCAUGCGGAACCAUCGGACUCUCUGGACCAUUCGAAGAUCUUGAUUGUAAGCUGUAAAGGAGCUAUUAUUAACAAUUUUGGAUAGAGUUUGCAACA
Moneuplotes crassus is the source of this 577-nucleotide messenger RNA. NCBI's taxonomy places the organism in Eukaryota, Ciliophora, Spirotrichea, Euplotida, Euplotidae. The record is from the annotation of a GenBank genome assembly.